Lepidothrix coronata (blue-crowned manakin) is the source of this 672-nucleotide messenger RNA. RefSeq names its product estrogen sulfotransferase-like. Gene Ontology annotation, cellular component: cytoplasm. The transcript has 4 exons. Gene Ontology annotation, molecular function: sulfotransferase activity. Gene Ontology annotation, biological process: sulfation. The record is from RefSeq and is a predicted model, not a curated record. The annotation marks the transcript as partial. Lineage: Eukaryota; Metazoa; Chordata; Aves; Passeriformes; Pipridae.
CUUACCCCUCACGGCUUGGGCUUAGUGCAUGGCUGGCACCACAGAUGUCAAGAUGGCAUCCUGCUGGGGAAUAGGCGAUGCCCCUGGCAUCGUAAUGACCCAUCUCCCAGUCUAGCUCCUCCCACAGUCCUUCUGGGAGAAGGACUGCAAGAUUAUCUACAUGGCCCGCAACCCCAAGGAUGUUGUCAUGUCCUACUACUACUUCUACCAGAUGGCCAUUACACCCUGACCCUGGCACACUGGCUGAGUUCCCGGAGACCUUCCUGGCUGGCAAAGGACCCACGUCAGGAAGUGAAGAAGAUCCUGCAGUUCCUGGGCAAGGAGGUGGCGGAGGGAACAGUGGAGAGGAUCCUUCACAACACUACCUUCCGGGCGAUGAAGAAGAACCCUGCUGCCAACUAUGAGACCAUGCCCAGUGCCCUGAUGGACCACAGCCUCUCCCCCUUCCUCCAUAAAAGGAUCUGUGGAGACUGGAAGAACCACUUCACUGUGGCCCAGAACGAGCACUUUGACCAGCACUACCAUGGCAGGCUCCGACCUCCUCUUCCAGAUGGAGAUGUGAGGGGCUCAUCCCCCUUUCCAGGAGGACUCUGCUUCUCCUUGCUCCCCUGGUGCGGAUGGUGGGUCCAAGUGGAGCAUCCUUGCACUGAUUUACUUUUCCCCUUGCAAUAA